GACACUUUGACAGAAUUCGCAUAAAUUUUUGUAAACGAAAGGAAGUGGCGAUUAUUUUUGAAUCAGUAUUCAGUGCCCAGUGUUGAAUAAAUGUGGAAUAAAGUAUUGCUGAAUGCUGAAUGUUCAUAGCUAUUUAAAUAUUUAAACAAACAAUAAAAUGGCAGAUCGUCUAACCCAAUUACAGGAUACUAUAAACCAACAAGCAGAGCACUUUUGCAACAGCAUUGGUAUAUUGCAGCAGUUCUCUUCACCUAGUAAGUUUCCUGGUUUUGACCGAAGCGGAUCGCAAACGCCACAACAACAACAGAGUCAAGAGGAUUACGCUGUGUUAUUCGCGACACUGAUUUCUCGCUGUGCUAAGGAUAUCGACACGCUCAUUGAGUCUUUGCCUAGUGAAGAGAGCUCCACAGAACUUCAAGUGCAGAGUCUCAGACGUUUGGAGGCGGAAAAUAAGGAAGCAGCUGAACAAUUGGAAGAGGUUGUCCGCCAAGGUGAAAUACUUCUUGAGAAAAUUCAAGGUGCACUCAGCGAUAUAGCACAGAGUCAGCUUGAUAUGCAGAACCCAGCGACAAUUAUGGAAAAGGAUGUCAAGCCACAGUUAUAGAAAAGGAAACAUGUUGGUUGGUGCCAUCGGUGAUGAACUGUUAUGUGUUUGUGCUAAGUGAAGGUCUAUAGCUGCAAAUAUAAGGCUAUAAAAUAUAGGCUAUUAGCUAAGGCUAAAGGAUUGCAGUGUUUGUUGGUACUUUAUGUAUAUCCUAAUAAUACAAAUGAACAGUUCUAAGUAACAAUUUUUGUAUUGUAAUACCUGGGGCGUAACUGAUACACUUUAUAACAGUAGUUAUUCUAGUGUGUGAAAGAGAGGACUCUAGAUGAUCCGUCAAGCUCUUCCACAUGGGAAAUAGUACUGUUUUAAGCCUACUGUAACCCCUCUGGUAACUAUGAUAUUACAGUACGCGUCACGUAAAAAUAACGCUGGAUGAAAGUGAUGGGGUGUGUUUGCGCAUGGAUCGAGUUUUGCACGUAAGCUAUGUGCCGAUUAUUUUAUUUUUGAACUAGGCUCGCGAAUCGUGGCGUGGCGUUUGUUAUUCUUAUACCACCUCAUAACACCAAAUAGACCGAUAAAUCUCCAAUGCGCAGCUUAACCGUCAGCGUUCUUUUUACUUGACGCGACCUGUAUUUUAAAGCAGUUUUCAUUCCAGAGUAGAAGUGUCAGAGCUAUAUCUUCUAGCACUAUCAAUUCACAAUGGAAUAAAUACUGCUACAAGACAUCAUGGUAACCCGUAACCACCCUUGGAGACAAAGUUUUGCUUUUGAUAAUUGAUAAAUCUAUUACAAAGAAAGAAUAGUUUUCUAGUAAUAUUGAAUAAUAUUUAAAGGUAUUAGAUAUCAAC
Messenger RNA from Colias croceus (clouded yellow), 1391 nucleotides. It is a transcript of the gene MED21, whose product is annotated as mediator of RNA polymerase II transcription subunit 21. Gene Ontology annotation, molecular function: transcription coregulator activity. The transcript has 3 exons. Bases 158 to 604 code for a protein of 148 amino acids. The record is from RefSeq and is a predicted model, not a curated record. Gene Ontology annotation, biological process: regulation of transcription by RNA polymerase II. Gene Ontology annotation, cellular component: mediator complex. Lineage: Eukaryota; Metazoa; Arthropoda; Insecta; Lepidoptera; Pieridae.